Messenger RNA from Trematomus bernacchii (emerald rockcod), 846 nucleotides. It is a transcript of the gene pold4, whose product is annotated as DNA polymerase delta 4, accessory subunit. The record is from RefSeq and is a predicted model, not a curated record. The transcript is spliced from 6 exons. Gene Ontology annotation, molecular function: DNA-directed DNA polymerase activity. Gene Ontology annotation, cellular component: delta DNA polymerase complex. The coding region runs from base 190 to 519 and encodes 109 amino acids. NCBI's taxonomy places the organism in Eukaryota, Metazoa, Chordata, Actinopteri, Perciformes, Nototheniidae. Gene Ontology annotation, biological process: DNA-templated DNA replication; DNA synthesis involved in DNA repair.
CCCGGUACCGCACCCUGGAAGAGACAGAAGAAGAACAUGUCAUCAUUGUUUUGGUCUGUCUUUUGUGCAGAUUGGAUGGUAGAACACAUGUAAUCUUUUAAGCUUUUAUUGUCCAAAUACUAAGUACAAGAUCUGAGUACUUCUCCACCUCCGCGUGUAACCUGUACGUUUGCAGAGACAUCAGUCACCAUGACAACCAAGCCUCGGCUGAUAACCGAUUCAUUCAAGGUGGUGAAGAAAGCAAAGAGAGGGGCGAGAAAAGCUAAGAGACCCCUUUCACCUCCUCCGACACACCAAGCAGAGGCUGGAGCUGUGACGCUGCAGGAGGAGGAGCUGCGGACCCUCAGACACUUCGACCUGGACUGGAGGUUUGGGCCCUGCACAGGGAUCAGCCGGCUGCACAGAUGGGAGCGAGCAGAGCUUCAUGGUCUGGACCCUCCUGAGGAGAUCAGAGAGCUGCUGCAGACACACACAGACCCCGAGUACAGCCUGAGCUUAUGGAGGGACUAUCCUUUGUGAGGAAGACAUCGUCAGAACGAGAAAAUAAUUCCGAUUAAAACAAAAGCCAAGUUAAUAUAUAUCAACCCAAAUUGUAAAAAUGUGUCUCAGAGGGAUUUACCUUUCGCCCUAAGCCCCUAGAAACCUACAUAGAAGAAAACAAAUUAAAAGGAGGACAUUUAAAGGGAGUAACCUGAGGAAGAGGAGCGGAGGAAAGGUCCAUCUUACAGGAUGGACACAGAAGAUGACACAGCCUCCAGUUUGGGUUUUUUCUUGCAUUUGUUCUUCGUAGUUUUCUACACACCACAUGUAUACUAACAUUUUUUAUUAAAAAAAAAGUAUACCAAA